Molecule: messenger RNA, 1464 nt
Organism: Penicillium oxalicum
Lineage: Eukaryota; Fungi; Ascomycota; Eurotiomycetes; Eurotiales; Aspergillaceae
Gene: gel2
Product: 1,3-beta-glucanosyltransferase gel2
Exons: 4
Coding region: 1-1464 (487 amino acids)
Biological process (GO): fungal-type cell wall (1->3)-beta-D-glucan biosynthetic process
Cellular component (GO): cytoplasm; fungal-type cell wall
Molecular function (GO): 1,3-beta-glucanosyltransferase activity
Source: RefSeq, a predicted model, not a curated record
AUGGUUACCUCAACCUCUCGUCUGUUGACAGCCAUUUGUGCCCUGGCUGGCUCCGCCGCCGCAGUCACCCCACUCAAGGUCCAGGGCAAGGACUUUGUGAACUCCAAGACUGGCGACCGUUUCCAGAUUCUUGGUGUCGAUUACCAGCCCGGUGGCUCCUCGGGUUUCAGCAAGGAUAGCGAUCCCUUGAGCGAUGGUGAUGUUUGCAUGCGCGAUGCGGCCCUCAUGCAGCGUCUUGGUAUUAACACCAUCCGUGUGUAUAACCUGGAGCCCACUCUUGACCACAACAAGUGCGCCUCCAUCUUCAAUGCGGCGGGUAUCUAUAUGAUCCUCGAUGUGAACUCGCCCCUCACCAAUGGCUACCUGGACCGCACCGCUCCCUGGACCACCUACACCAAUGACUACUACCACCAGGUCUUUGGUGUGAUCGAGGCCUUCAAGGCCUUCGACAACACUCUGGGCUUCUUUGCUGGAAACGAAGUCAUCAACGAGGACGCCACUCGCUUGGCCCCUGCUUACGUGCGGGCCGUCAUCCGUGACAUGAAGGAUUACAUCGCCAAGCAGAGCGAUCGUGCCAUUCCCGUCGGCUACUCGGCAGCAGAUGUCCGCGAUAUCCUGAUGGACACAUCCAACUACUUUGAAUGCGAGAUGAAGAACUCCACCAGCUCGCGCGCCGACUUCUUCGGGCUGAACUCCUACUCCUGGUGCGGUGAUGCCUCGUACAAGUCCAGCGGGUUCGAUGUUCUGACCCAGGACUUCUCCAACGCUACUCUGCCUGUCUUCUUCUCCGAGUAUGGCUGCAACGAGGUGAAGCCUCGUAUCUUUACCGAGGUGCAGGCUCUGUAUGGCGAGGAAAUGACCCAGGCAUUCUCCGGCGGUCUGGUUUACGAGUGGACCCAGGAAGAGAACGAGUACGGCCUGGUCAAGAUUGACGAUGACGGUAGCGUCACCACCCUGAUCGACUUCGACAACCUGCAGAAGCAGUUCAACAAGCUCGACAUCAGCCGCAUCACGACCAGCAAUAGCACCCAGACAAGCGUCACCCCGCCCACUUGCGACCCGUCGCUGAUCAGCAACUCCACCUUCUACAACGCCUGGAAUCUGCCCGAGGCUCCCUCCAAGGUGUCGGACUACAUCAAAAACGGUCUGCCCAACAAGCCAGUGGGCGCUCUGGUUUCGGUCACCGGUGGCAAAAUCCCCCAGAAGGUGGUGAAUCACAACGGCAAGGAGAUCAGCAACGUUGAGCUCAAGGUCCUCGCCAGCGACGCGGUCAAUACUCCCUCCCCUUCCAACGACGAUUCCUCCUCAUCUUCUACCUCCGGUACCUCCACCGGCACCGCAAUCGCUUCGUCGUCCUCGGGUGCAUCAACCAAGACCAAUGCCGCAUCUUCCUUGAACGGUGCCCCGGCGGUCGCCCUCGGUGGUGUGAGCGGUUUCUUCAUGCUGCUUGCCUCCCUUUUGUAA